Spirometra erinaceieuropaei is the source of this 2394-nucleotide messenger RNA. The record is from the annotation of a GenBank genome assembly. NCBI's taxonomy places the organism in Eukaryota, Metazoa, Platyhelminthes, Cestoda, Diphyllobothriidea, Diphyllobothriidae.
AUGCGUUUUCUAGUCCUUCUUGCUGGAGUACUUGUUCUCUUGACCCUAUCGGCCGAAAGGGGUGAUGCCUUUGUGAAGUCACCCCUGAAGAAUACGAAGGAUUUUAAAGGACCGAGGGGUUUUACGAAAGAUAUACGAAGAGAAGAAUCUGGGGUGCCACCAAGCGUAGAAGAUAACGACGGCAACGCGGACCAGGAAGAUGAAGGAGCCAGUAAUGGAGAAGAGCCUCUGGAAGAAGAGCAUGAGGAAGGAGAAGGCGAGGAGGCUCAAGAGGAAGAACCUGAAGAGGGUGAAGACGAAGAAGAUAAUGGAGCAAAAAGCGAAGAGCGGGAGGAAGAUGAGAAACCAAAAGUAGAAGAUCAGGAAGAAGGAGAAGACGAGGAGGACGAGCAAGAAGAAGGAGAGUCCGAGGGGGAAGAGGGUGAAGAAUCUGGAGACGAGGGAGAAGGUAAAGAAAGUCCGGUGUCCAAUGAAGAGGAAGAAGACAAGGAGUCUGAUGAAGAUGAGGAAGGUCAGAAGCCUGAAGAAGUGCAAGCACAGAAUGAGGUGGAGGGAGGUGAGGAGAGAGAGGAAGAAGGGUCUGGAGAGGCAGAAGAGGAGACUGGUGACGAGGAAGACAAUAAACAGGGAGAAGAGGAGGCUGGAGGAGAGGAAGAAGAGGGGAAGGCGGAUGAGAAGGGAGAGGAGGAAGGAGAAGAUGAGGAGGAGGGACAUGUGAAUCACGAGGAAGAAGAAGAUGCCGGAGAAGGCAAGGAAGGUGAACAGCGUGAAGAAGCGGUAGACGGGAAUGAAAAGAACGAGGAAGACGAAGAGGAGGGGGAUGAACACGAGGGGGCGGAGGGCGAGUCUGAUAAGGAAGAGGAAGAAGGUGAACAUGGGGAUGCAGAGUCUCAGGAGGAGGAAGCAAAUGAGGAGUCUAAAAAAGAGGUAGAAGGUGAGGAGUCGAUGGAGAAGCCUGAAGGAGCAGGAGAAGGUGAGGCGUCUGAAGACGCAAAAGAGGAAAAUGAUGAUAAUGAUAAGGAGGAUAAUAAUGCGGACAAGGAAAAUGUAGAAAAGGAGGGAGAGCAAGACUGGGAGCCUAACGAAGAGGAGUCUGAAGAAGAAGAAGAAAAAGAAGAAGAAGAAGAAGAAGAAGAAGAAGAAGAAGAAGAAGGAAAAGGAAAAGAGGAAGGAGAAGGAGAGGAAGAGGAGAAAGAAGAGCAGCAAGAGCAUGUCGGAGAGCAGGAGGAGAAGCCUGAAGAAGAGAAUGAGGGCGAAGAGCAUAAAGGAGAGGAAGAAAAAGAAGAAGAAGAAGAAGAAGAAGAAGAAGAAGAAGAAGAACAAGAAAAAGAAGAGGAAAGUGAAGAGGAAGGGGAAAGAGAGAAAGAGGGGAUAAAAGAACAGGAAGGGCUUGAGGAACAGCACGAGGAGGAGGAGCAUGAAAAAGAGAAUGAGGGCGAAGGGCAUAAAGAAGAGGAAGAUGAAGAGAAGCCUGAAAACGAGGCAGAAGAAGAGGAGGAAAAUAAAGAAGGGGAGAAGGAGGAGCAUCAGAAUAAGCCUGAGGAAGAAAAACAUGAAGAAAAGGGAGAAGAGGAAGAGUCUGAGGGAGAGGAAGAAGAAGAAGAAGAAGAAGAAGAAGAAGAAGGGGAAGAGAAGGAGGAAGGAGAGGGGGAGGAGGAAGAGCAGGAAGAGCAUGAGGAAAAGCACGAGGAGGAGGAGCAUGAUGAAGAGCACGACGAAGAGGAGCAUGAAGAAGAGGAAGAUGAAGAGAAGCCUGAAGACAAUGAAGAAGAAAAGGAGGAAAAUAAAGAAGGGGAGGAGGAGCAUGAGAUUGAGCCUGAGGAAGAAAAACAUGAAGAAAAGGGAGAAGAGGAAGAGUCAGAGGGAGAAGAAGAAGAAGAAGAAGAAGAAGAAGAAGAAGAAGAAGAAGGAAGAAAGAAGGAGGAAGGAGAGGGAGAGGAGGAAGAGCAGGAAGAGCAUGAGGGAAAGCACGAGGAGGAGGAGCAUGAUGAAGAGCACGACGAAGAGGAGCAUGAAGAAGAGGAAGAGGAAGAGAAGCCUGAAGACAAUGAAGAAGAAAAGGAGGAAAAUAAAGAAGGGGAGGAGGAGAAUGAGAAUGAGCCUGAGGAAGAAGGACUUGAAGAAGAAGAAGAAGAAGAAGAAGAAGAAGAAGAAGAAGAAGAAGAAGAAGAAGAAGAAGGAGAAGAAGAAGAAGAAGAAGAAGAAGAAGAAGAAGAAGAAGGAAAUAAAGAUAAAGGAGAAGGAGAGGAAGAAGAGGAGGAAGGGCAUAAGGGGGAGCGUCAGCAAGAAAAGCUUGAAGAAGAGAAUGAAAGCGAAAAGUCUGAUGAAGUGGAAGAAAAAGUAUCCAAUGAAGAAGAAGAAGAAGAAGAAGAAGAAGAAGAAGAUAAUGCAUAA